Neltuma alba is the source of this 1993-nucleotide messenger RNA. Its product is annotated as cold-responsive protein kinase 1-like. Lineage: Eukaryota; Viridiplantae; Streptophyta; Magnoliopsida; Fabales; Fabaceae. Gene Ontology annotation, molecular function: protein kinase activity; ATP binding. The record is from RefSeq and is a predicted model, not a curated record. Gene Ontology annotation, biological process: protein phosphorylation. Bases 47 to 1657 code for a protein of 536 amino acids. The transcript is spliced from 7 exons.
AAAUGACUAUAUAUUUAUGUUAUGUACUAAACACUCCAUCAGGUAAAUGAGAAGCAUUUCUCAAUUUCCCUAUAAAACUCUCCUUUUCAUUAGCUUUCUGAUCUGUACAUAUUAUAAACUUGAAAAAAAAAAAAAAAAAGAUGAUAUGGAAGACUCUGGCGUGUUCAGGUUCGACAUUAGCGGUGCUUUCCUUGAUGAGACAACACAAACUUUCAACACAGCAUAUUGUGGUAAUCAGACUGAAGAUGACGAUGGAGCCACAAGAUUCACAUCAGUUGCACAACAGUUGCUGAUGAAUCUUCAAACAGUAACACCAAAUAUCAGAGGAUCUUCUGCAGCCAUGAAGAUGACAGUGUCUAACGUUGGUCCAACUAUUUAUGCCUUUGCCCAAUGUAUUGAAACCAUAUCACAAAAUGAGUGCCUCAGUUGCUUGAAUGCUGGAUACAACAAUAUAAAGACUUGUCUUUCCUACUCAGAUGGUAGGGCUUUUGCCGAUGGGUGUUUCAUGAGAUACUCCACAACUUCCUUUUUUCCUGAUAACCAGACUAUUGAUAUCGUACCUGCCUUCAAACAAGGUUCAAGUAACAAGGGGGCCAUUGCUGCUGGAGUUGUUUCAGGUGCUGCUCUUGCUUUGCUCCUCGUUGCAUUAUUUGCUUGGAUGAGACGAACUAAAAGCCCAAAGAGGGUUCCUAGAGGAGAGAUACCUGGAGCGAGUAAGUUGAAAGGCUCAAUAACUUUUAGUUAUAAGGAUUUAAAGUCUGCAACUAAGAAUUUUAGUGACGAAAAUAAAAUAGGAGAAGGUGGAUUUGGUGUUGUAUACAAGGGCAUUUUGGGGAAUGGGAAAGUAGUUGCAGUAAAGAAAUUAGCUUUACGAGCCUCCAAUAGGAUCGAUGAAGAUUUUGAGAGUGAAGUGAUGCUGAUAAGUAAUGUUCAUCAUCGAAAUCUUGUUCGACUUUUGGGAUCUUGUAGCAAAGGUCACGAUAGAAUCCUUGUUUACGAAUACAUGAAAAACAACAGUCUUGACAGAUUCUUAUUUGGUGAAAGGAAAGGUUCUCUCAAUUGGAAGCAACGAUAUGAAGUGAUUUUAGGAAUAGCAAGAGGCUUGACUUAUCUUCAUGAGGAAUUUCAUAUUCGCAUUAUUCAUAGAGAUAUAAAGACAAAUAACAUUCUGUUAGAUGAUGAUCUACAACCACGAAUUGCUGAUUUUGGGUUGGCAAGGCUUAUACCUGAGAAUAGAACUCAUCUUAGUACAAAAUUUGCAGGAACAUUAGGAUACACUGCACCAGAGUAUGCAAUUCAUGGACAACUAUCUGAAAAGGCUGAUAUUUAUAGUUAUGGUAUUGUUGUCUUAGAAAUCAUUAGCGGCCAAAAAAGCAAUGAAUUGAAAGUUGAUGGUGAUGCUGAAGGCGAAUUCCUCCUCCAAAAAGCUUGGAAACUUUAUGAGAGAGGCAUGCAUUUAGAGUUGGUGGACAAUGCCUUAGACAGUAAUGAUUAUGAUGCAGAAGAAGUGAAGAAAAUUAUAGAAAUUGGUUUGCUAUGCACUCAAGCAUCUGCAGAAAUAAGACCGGCAAUAUCUGAAAUAGUGGUUUUGCUUCAGAACAAGGGUUUAUUAGAGAAUAUGAGGCCGACUAUGCCUAUCUUGAUUGAACCUAAUUAGAGCUUCAUGGAAUACACCUCCAUCCCUACUGCUUCCGUUACAUCAAAUGAUAUUGCUUUUACUUUUUAAUACCAUCAACAAGAUAAUUGUACUUUACAAGAAUGUGCUUUUCUAAAUGGCUGAUGAGAGUAGUCUUAGUCGCAUCAGCUACCAACUAGUUCUAGAUCCAACUAUAAAUACAAUAUAGUGUAAAUCAUUCUCUUAGGGAUCAGUUUUAGAAUUGUAAUUGCAAAGGGGACAUAGUUAUUUAUAUGCAAAUACAGUACAGCUACUCUAGAAUGAUGCAAGCAUACUCUAAAUGCAAUUUUGUUAUGAUUAUGCACCUAAGUAAACUAA